UGUUUUUUUUGUCCUCGUCUGAAAUCCCCCAAAAAAGCUGAAGAUCCUGAGUGAGAUCUGGUGUGAGUCUGCAGCAGCAUCAUGGGAGCCUCCAGUGAAAAGGCGUCUCUCCUCUCCAAGCUGCUCGUCUUCCUGCUGUGUGUCGUCUCUUCUCUCUGUCAGGAUGAAUAUUCUGGAUACCACUCAGGUGAGGAACAAACCUAUGAAGGAUCAGUAAUCGACCACUAUGACAUCUCAGCCUCUCCACAGCCAGAGUAUCCCCCAGAGCCGACUCUCAGCUACUACGAGGAGCAGCGUCCUGCGGAGGAUUACGACCCGUUCGCUCCGACGCAGGUCACCAUGAUCACUGAGGACACCUUCCCCUACGCAACCACCGCUGAGUCUCACUACGCCAAGGAGGACACAGAGACCAUGGAGUACCCUCCCUCAGGCCCCGACACAGGCUCCUCUGAAGAGUCAGGGGGCGACUCUGCACUCGGAGAGGAAGGUCCAACAGAGUGCGACUGUGAGCCAGGAGAGCCUGGGUUCGCUGGAUUCGCAGGACCGAAGGGAUCCAGAGGUCCGCAGGGUAAAGAUGGUGAGCCGGGCGUUCAAGGCAGAGAAGGUUACAAAGGACCCAAAGGAGUUCGGGGAAGAGGAGGAGAUGCAGGACCAGUGGGCGACGGCGGACCUGAAGGAGACGACGGAGCUUCAGGUUUCUCUGGAGCGAUGGGAGAACCUGGACUCAUAGGAGACCCAGGAGAGUCAGGAGACCUCGGUCUGAAGGGGGACAGCGGUAUGGAGGGACCUCGCGGAGGAGUCGGAGGUCCUGGUGAGACUGGCCCGAGUGGUGACGCUGGGCCUUCAGGAUCAGAUGGAGGUGAAGGUAUCAAGGGCUCCCUGGGUGACAGAGGCCAAGAGGGUCCUCAAGGCCCAGACGGAGUGAAGGGUCAAAUCGGAGCACCCGGGUUUCCUGGUGACUUCGGCGAGAGAGGAUACACCGGUUAUCCUGGACUGCCUGGAGGCUCUGGACCGGGCGGACCCAAGGGUAAUAAAGGUAAAGACGGCGUUCCAGGCAGUGACGGCGAUCCUGGAGAAGAUGGUCCCAUUGGAGUCCCUGGUCUGAUGGGAGAGCCUGGACCGUUCGGUGCCAAGGGCAGUAAAGGAGACCGUGGCGUUCAAGGACCUCGAGGCAGAGUGGGAGCUACUGGGUCUGGAGGAGAACAAGGCGACGCUGGAGUACCGGGGAAACUGGGACCAAAGGGUCUGCAGGGCUCCAAAGGGGCCAAAGGUGAGACGGGAGCUGACGGAGAAAAGGGCUCAGGAGGGAAGAAAGGCAUCAAAGGCAUCAAAGGACAGAAGGGAAGCAAAGCAAACCAUGGAGACAAAGGACAGCGUGGACCCAAAGGUGCGAUCGGUAGUAACGGCGUCUCCGGUCCCGUCGGUUCUCCCGGCGUUCCAGGAACCAGAGGAGAGCGAGGAGCCAUCGGAGACCCGGGAGUCAAAGGCCGACCAGGACCCAAAGGAGCACAAGGUCCCACUGGUCCCGGUCUGACUGAUGAGCAGGUCCUGCAGCUCUGUAGAGGCGUAGUCACGGCCCAGAUCUCCCAGUACGCCUCCUCCAUCCGGGCCAAGUGUUCGCAGGGCUGCCCCAUCAACAACCGGACACUCAUUGGGCCUCCGGGGGGCCAGGGGCCGCCGGGACCGGCAGGGAAACCUGGUAAAGCUGGAAAAGCCGGAGCAAAGGGAGCUCGAGGCGUUCAGGGAGACAGAGGACUGGAGGGAGACAAAGGAGCGCAGGGUAACCGAGGUAAAAAAGGACCUAAAGGUGUUGCAGGUGAUCCAGGUACGGGUCUGCCGGGACUGGACGGACCACAAGGCUUCAGAGGUUUUCCAGGUCACGCAGCAGAACCCAAAAACGGAAUGGAGGGUCCUCAAGGUCCGCGCGGCUUCCCCGGUCCGAUGGGUGUUACUGGUAUGCUCGGGGGCGCUGGCGUGCCGGGAUUUUGCGAGGCGCGGGAUUGCAGCAUUCACGCGCCGGUGAUGCGUAAAGAGCAAGGCCUGGUGAAAGGACCAGCCAGCUCCAAAAUCUGA
Molecule: messenger RNA, 2073 nt
Organism: Scomber japonicus (chub mackerel)
Lineage: Eukaryota; Metazoa; Chordata; Actinopteri; Scombriformes; Scombridae
Exons: 26
Coding region: 82-2073 (663 amino acids)
Source: RefSeq, a predicted model, not a curated record